Messenger RNA from Striga asiatica, 867 nucleotides. NCBI's taxonomy places the organism in Eukaryota, Viridiplantae, Streptophyta, Magnoliopsida, Lamiales, Orobanchaceae. The record is from the annotation of a GenBank genome assembly.
AUGGGAACAAAGGUAUUGGUGUCUACUUACUGUUGCUCAGUCUCAAGCAACAUUCUUCUUCACCCAUAUUGGAGGCGUAUUCGUAUUGGGGUGCCAACAAGAAGAAGAAGAAGAAAUAAUAAUAAUAAUAAUAAUAAUAAUAAUAAUAAUAAUAAUAGGAGUCGUGUAACUUGUGAUGCUUUUCCUUCACCCUUAUUGGAGCAGAUGCACCACCACCACACAAUCUUUAUUUCUGUUGGCAGAUACAGAUGCUGGCACUCAUUGGCCAGUUAUUACACUUCAUUGGCUCUGUUUGUUAUCUCCGUGCCAGGCCUUUGGUCCCUCAUCAAGCGUUCUGUCAAAUCUAAGGUUGUGCAAAAGACCUUCAUAGGAGAAGGAGAGAAGAAGGCGCCUAGUCAGGUGGCCGGAGAAGUGCUUUCGUUUUUUACCCGAAAUAAUUUUUCAGUGUCGGACAGAGGAGAGACAAUAACAGGAGUGUAUUAUUGGAGCAAGGCUUCACGAAAGGAGCAGAUUAAGGUGAGGAUGCUGGUGGGUGAAGACGGGACCCUAUCCGAAACUAUUGUUCAAGGGGACGACCAACAGGUCGACCAAAUGAGGAAGGAGCUUCAACUCAGUGAAAAGGGGAUGGUCUAUGUGAAGGUCCACCUCCUUUGCUGGCGUCGUCGGCCCCAACGCCUUGAGCUCUUCGCCAGCGAUUGGAAAUUGUUCUCCGCGAGGCGGCCAAUUUCUGUAACCCGACCUUGUACAACAAGGCUCGAGGCGGAUGACAGUGAACUUGCCUUUAUACUGAAUUCAUCAAACGUGAGUCCGAUGCUAUUCGGGAGCUCAAGGGUUGAUAGCUUCAGCGGAGGCGAUCAAAAAUUGCAU